Molecule: messenger RNA, 1458 nt
Organism: Ramularia collo-cygni
Lineage: Eukaryota; Fungi; Ascomycota; Dothideomycetes; Mycosphaerellales; Mycosphaerellaceae
Product: probable adenylosuccinate lyase
Exons: 6
Coding region: 1-1458 (485 amino acids)
Biological process (GO): 'de novo' AMP biosynthetic process
Cellular component (GO): cytosol
Molecular function (GO): (S)-2-(5-amino-1-(5-phospho-D-ribosyl)imidazole-4-carboxamido) succinate lyase (fumarate-forming) activity; N6-(1,2-dicarboxyethyl)AMP AMP-lyase (fumarate-forming) activity
Source: RefSeq, a predicted model, not a curated record
AUGUCUGUCGACAAUAAUACCUACCAGAACCCUCUCAAUUCGAGAUAUUGCUCGACGGAGAUGAAGUAUAUCUUUUCUCCUCGCAAUCGGUUCAGCACAUGGAGACAGCUAUGGGUCCAUCUCGCGGAAUCUGAAAAAGAACUCGGUCUUGACAUUUCCGACGACGCUAUUAAGCAGCUGAAAGACCAUGUUCGUAUCGAGGAUGAGGAGUUCGCAACCGCAGCCGUGGAAGAAAAGCGUCGCCGUCACGAUGUAAUGGCUCACGUCCACACGUACGGUUUGGCUGCACCAGCGGCCGCCGGAAUUAUUCACUGGGGAGCCACUUCAUGCUACGUUACCGACAACGCGGAUCUUAUCUUCCUUCGCGAUGCUCUCGAUCUCGUGCUCCCGAAGCUGGCGGCUGUUAUUCAACGACUAGCUGCCUUCGCAGUCGAAUAUCGCGACCUGCCAUGCUUGGGAUACACUCAUGGUCAAGCUGCCCAGCUGGUCACCGUUGGAAAGCGGGCUAGUCUGUGGAUCACCGACUUGCUCCGAAACUUGCGCAACCUCGAGGCUCAACGUGACGAGAUCGUCCACUCCUUCCGUGGUGUCAAGGGAACUACAGGGACUCAGGCCAGUUUCUUGGCAAUCUUCAAGGGUGAUCACGCUGCUGUCGAGAAACUGGACGAGCUCGUUACCGAGAAGUCUGGAUUCAAGGAGGCAGACAUCUCCACCAGUCAGACCUACUCUCGUCUCAUUGAUGUUGAUAUCCUUCACGCUUUGAGCUCAUUCGGAUGUGCCUGCGAGAGAAUUGGCGGUGACAUCAGACAUCUGGCCAUGUUCAAGGAGCUUGAAGAACCAUUCGAGGCCGACCAGAUUGGAUCCAGCGCAAUGGCCUACAAGCGAAACCCCAUGCGCUCUGAGAGAUUGUGCUCAUUGGGCCGAAAGCUGCGCAACUACAGCGCGGACGCGGAGCAAACCUACGCCUCGCAAUGGCUGGAACGCAGUUUGGAUGACUCUGCCAUUCGCCGUAUCUCCCUUCCCGAGUCCUUUCUGUGUGCGGAUGCGUGUCUCAUCCUGCUGAACAACAUUUCCAACGGAAUCGUUGUCAACAAGGCUGUCAUUCAGCAGCGUAUCGACCAGGAACUUCCUUUCAUGGCUACGGAAAACGUCAUCAUGGCCAUGGUCGAGAAGGGUGCAUCCAGACAAGACGUUCACGAAGAGAUCCGUGUGCUCUCACACCAGGCAGGUGCGGUCGUCAAGCAGGAAGGCAAGCCCAACGACCUCAUCGAGCGCAUUAAGAAGACCGCCUUUUUCGAGUCUGUGCUGCCCGAGUUGGAAGCACUUCUUGAUCCAACCACGUUCAUCGGACGCUCCCCUGAGAUYGUCGAUAAGCUCGUCAACACAAAGGUGAAGCCAGCACUUGAAAAGUACGCCAAGGAACUGGCCACUGCUCAAGUCGCGGAGUUGAAGGUCUAG